This is a messenger RNA of Paramuricea clavata, 1997 nucleotides long. Lineage: Eukaryota; Metazoa; Cnidaria; Anthozoa; Malacalcyonacea; Plexauridae. The record is from the annotation of a GenBank genome assembly.
AUGAUUGGGUGUUUGUCACAACGUUUAAGACGACAAGCUUUGCGUGAUAAUCCAACUCUCAAAGAUCUACUAGCCAAGGGAAGAGCACAAGAGCGAAGCGAAGCACAAGCCGAAGCCGUAGAAAAGGGCGUGUCACCCGUAAAUUCCAUCAAACACGAGCAAAGCCAAAGAGACGCGAGAAACAAAAAAAAUCACGAAAAAUAUCAACAAUCGAAGUCCAGAUACUUUGGGAACGCUGGAAAUCAACAAACACCCCCCGGAAAUCGACAAUUUCCAACCAGAAAUCGACAAAUACCCCCGGGAAAUCAACAAAUACCUGAUCAACAAUGUCGCAAUUGUGGUGGAAUUUUUCCACAUAACGGUGACUGUCGAGCAUGUGGUCAUUUUGCCAAGGUUUGCAGAUCAAAACCCAAACGACGCGAAAUCCACCAAGUAUCGGAAACCCCAUCAGAGGAACCCCAAUAUCUAUUCACCUUGCAGAAUAACCAUCAGCACAAUACGUCACCACUCUGUGAAGUUUACAUAGCUAACGAAGCAGUCCAAACCAUCAUCGACUCGGGUGCCUCUGUCAAUGUUAUCGAUAAUCCACUUUCGAAAAGAUUCGAAAGCGCAACAAAAACGCAGUGCUCACUACACCCCGAUCCAAGAUAUUCACAUAUGGCUCAAAUAUGGAACUGCCACUCCUGGGCAUGACUACAGCAGAAAUUCGUUUCCAGUCCACCACCGUCAACGCAACCUUCUAUGUCACAAAUGGACAAAAUGGUAAUCUCUUGAGCUGCAACACUGCCGAAAGUUUAGGAAUCCUAAAGAUAACGAUAAACACUGUUUUAGAUACCCCCAACAUACCUCCCGAGCAAAAUUUUCCAGACUUGUUGGAUGGAAUUGGCAAGAUAAAGGACAAGACAAUCAAGUUGCAUAUUGAUCCCGAGAUUGAACCUAAGGAACAGUCUCACCGCCGUAACCCAUUUCAUAUUCGUCAAGACGUUGAAAGAGGACUUAAACGCCUAGAAGAUCUAGAUAUUAUCGAAACAGUCGAAGGCCCCACCCCUUGGGUGAGUCCAAUUGUCGUAGUUCCAAAGAAAUCCGGAGAAAUCCGUCUCUGUGUUGACAUGCUGGAAGCAAAUAAAGCCGUGAAAAGAGAAAAGCACCUCAUGCCAACCCUUGACGAACUCAUUGCUGAUCUUAAUGGCGCAACUGUAUUCAGUACCCUAGAUCUCACGUCUGGCUACCACCAACUCGAACUUGACCCGGAAAGCCGUCAUGUGACAACAUUUUCUACCCAUGUCGGUCUUCGACGAUAUAAGAGACUCAUUGCUGGCAUAAACGCCGCAUCGGAAAUAUUCCAAAAUUCAAUCGCUGAACUUCUUACUGGACUGCCGGGAUGUAAAAACAUUUCCAAUGACAUCAUUGUUUAUGGUCGUGACGUCAGAGAGCAUGACGAAAACCUAAACCGUGUUUUAACCCGUCUACGAGAAUACAACGCCCGCCUCAACCCAACGAAAUGCACCUUCCGUAACUCAAAAGUGAUCUUCUACGGACAUUAAUCCUUCAGCGCAAAGGGAUCAAAGCUGUUCCUCAGAAAAUCAAUGCUAUCAAAACCAUGCAACCUCCAGAAAGUCCAAGUGAAGUCCCUUCUUGGUAUGGCUCAAUAUGUUUCACGUUUCAUCCCUAACUACGCUGCCAUCACUGCCCCUCUACGUGCAUUGACCCAUCAGAAUUCUGUGUGGAAAUGUGACAAAGAAGAAGAAACUGCCUUUCGAAAGCUACAGGAUGAGCUAACCAGUGAUCGAGUUAUGUCCUACUUCGACCCAACAAAGCCCACCGAAGUACUGGUUGAUGCAAGCCCCAUGGGUCUAGGAGCUAUUCUAAUGCAAGAUGGGAAAGUCAUCAGUUACGGAGGUCGCGCGCUGUCCGAUGUCGAAUCGCGUUACUUCCAGACUGAACGAGAGAUGCUUGCAAUCGUCUGGGCAACUGAGCAUUAUCAUCUCUAUCUAUAG